GCAAGGAGCCUGACAAAGACGGCAUCGACCAUUUGACACUCUAUGCCCAAGAGGACUACAAUUCCGGCUAUAUUGCCGGCUAUAUUUCGACUAUCGUUCCGGUUUUCUCCCAGCGAUCUUACAGCGAUCUUUCCGGCUAUCUCUCCAAGGAAAAAGACAAUGUCAGCGACACUCAGUGA
Sphaeroforma arctica JP610 is the source of this 179-nucleotide messenger RNA. RefSeq lists its product as hypothetical. The annotation marks the transcript as partial. Lineage: Eukaryota; Ichthyosporea; Ichthyophonida. The transcript has a single exon. The record is from RefSeq and is a predicted model, not a curated record.